This is a messenger RNA of Monoraphidium neglectum, 882 nucleotides long. RefSeq names its product Putative phagocytic receptor 1a Flags:Precursor. Gene Ontology annotation, biological process: protein localization to membrane. The coding region runs from base 1 to 882 and encodes 293 amino acids. The transcript is spliced from 6 exons. The record is from RefSeq and is a predicted model, not a curated record. Gene Ontology annotation, cellular component: membrane. Lineage: Eukaryota; Viridiplantae; Chlorophyta; Chlorophyceae; Sphaeropleales; Selenastraceae.
AUGUAUAUGCCAGUGGCGGUCAACUCUUUGACUUCUUUCGAGACCGACCUGCCCUUUGAGUACUACACGCUGCCGUUCUGCCGGCCGCCGGAGGGCAUCAAAAAGGUGGCCAACACGGCCAACCUGGGCACAAUCCUGCAGGGGCUGCGCAUCGAAAACUCCCCCUACAACCUGACAGUCAUGGUGAAGGAGCUGGCGCUCAAUGCGUGCGGCAAGGACGGCUUCGCGCCGGCGCUGAGCGCGGGCCAGGCCAAGGCGCUCAAGGACAAGGUGGACAAGGGGUACCGCGUCAACAUGGUGCUGGACAACUUGCCCGUGACGACACAGGACCUGGCGCAGGACAACGAGUUCGUGCGGCCCGGCUUCGACCUGGGCUUCCGCGACGGCGAUAAGUACUACAUUAACAACCACCUGCGGUUUACUGUCCUGGUGCACCCCACAAACGGGGAGUACACCUGGCGGCCGGCCGGCGGGACGGGCCUCGACCGGCGCCGCCUGCUAGCGGGCGCCACUGCAGGGGCAGCGGCCGGCGCGCUGGGCGGCGGGGCAGCGCUCUCGGCGGCGGAGGGCGCGGCAGGCACGGGCACGCGGCGGCUGGCGCAGAGCGGCAACACCGCAGGCGCAGCUGCUGAGCAGCUGUACAUGGUGGUGGGCUUCGAGGUCAAGGUCUGCUCCAUCGCCCGCACCGCCGGCAAGACGGUGGACAACGUGGAGUGCGGCAUGGGCGGCGCGGCCGAGCCUGCGCCGCAGGAGAUCAAGGAGAAGGCGGAGGUGGUGUACACGUACGACGUGUUUUGGCAGGUCAGCGAGACCCAGUGGGCCAGCCGGUGGGACGCCUACCUGCGGAUGCCCGGCGGGAAGUCGUACGGCAGAGACCAAUGA